Molecule: messenger RNA, 1572 nt
Organism: Clonostachys solani
Lineage: Eukaryota; Fungi; Ascomycota; Sordariomycetes; Hypocreales; Bionectriaceae
Source: the annotation of a GenBank genome assembly
AUGGCGCCAUUGCCUCUGACAGACAAUUCCGCAUACGAUCUGUCACAAGUUCUCGAACCUCGAAACGACACCGACAAUUCUGGUGGGGCUCUGCAAGUCAUUUGUGCAUGGCCAGUCUCAAGCCAAUAUGGGCCUGGGUCGAGGAUCCUGUUCUAUCUUCUCAUCGCCGCAUGUGUACUGGCUAGGAAAGCAAACUGGAUCAAGAACGCCUGUCUAGCUGCGGCUCUUUUGCUACCAACGAUAGCUGCCGUGCAUGCCAUUGCCCUGGCGGCCCUCCAUCGGGACAGUAAGCACGAGACAUCGUCUCCAGUCAACUCCCCGACUAACAUGAUGAUAGCAGCUGUAGAUAUGGACAUCUAUGGGGCUUUUCAAUUAUGCUCGAUAGGAGUAGUGGUCGCCCCUAUUACUGUCCGGUUAUCAAAGACGUACCUAUAUGAUCCUGGUCGUAAUGUUAUCUUCGCUUGGGUGGGCCUUCUUCUUGCUGGCCUUCUUAGUCUGACCGUGACGUUCUAUCGCACCCAAACUUUUAGUUGCCCGUUCGACGAUGCCGGAAACCCUCUUUCGCCCGACGCCUCGAAGUUCCCGUACGACAAACCCCCAAACUGCAGCCUGACCUGCUCCGAGAAGGACGGCCCGUUCUCCCCCAUGCGAGGUGGCUCGGCCAAGAACAUAUACAUCAUCCCGGCGCCAAGCGUGUUCACAUUCGGCGCCGGCACGCUGCUGUCGGCUGCAUGUUGCGUCCAAGCUAUUCUGUGGCUGAUCUCGAUGGCGGAUAAGAUUCUGGAAAUCAACUGGAAAUCCCAGUCUCGCAAAGUGGGCGAUCAAGAUGACAGAAGUAUUGACGAACCAAUAUCAGGCACGAACGGGGCAACAAAAAGAAGGAUGAAGGAUGUCAACGAAAACGUUAGAUUCUUCCUGAGCAUGGCCGUUGUCCCGGUAUUUGGAGGUGCAGGCUUUGCCAUCCUUGUUGUGGGUGAAGUCAAUUUCUUCAGCCGUCAGGUCUGCUAUGAGAACGAGCCAAUGGCUGCCAUUGGUCAAUGGGGUUCCAUUGUGGGUGUUGGUCUAGCAUUAAUGGGCUCGCUGUAUCUUCUCCUAGCAGAGGAUGUUGAAGACCUCAAAGGAAAGGUAAAGGUUGCUGAGCCUGACCGCUCGGGCAACCUGAAUACAUCGCGAGAUGCUUCUGUCACCCCACACCCUGGCCCCCAAAACCCCGACCCAGAGAGACUUGCCACAGGAAACCCAGAUGGUACUGGCGAUGCUACUGGAACAAUACGGUGCGAAGAGACUGAUACAAGUGUGGGAAAUGCCGGUAGGCAGAAGUUCGCCAAAUUGAUGCUUGCCUUUAGCAACUCGUUGGGCACUGCCGCCCACGACCGUCUUGAUUACUCUGAUUUUCAUCGUGGAUCGGUGCUUAAUUGGCCCGAAGUUCCCGGUGAGAAAUUUAGAAGUAAUAAUCUGCGGGAUAUCAAGAAGAUAUAUGAUCCUCCCAAAGAUCAAGACGGCAAUGUGACUCCUGAGCAGAGAGAGACGGCCGAGUCAAUCAAGAAGACGUGCCCGUACUCUGCCCACUGA